AUGUGCUACUUGAGCGUGCCAGCAUGCUCAACUGUCACCCUAGUGCUACUCCUGUUGACACGAAGCAAGGUUUCUGCUCUCAAGGGCUCGCCUGGGUCGGAUGCUCCAUUCUACCGGUCCAUCGUCGGUGCUCUCCAGUAUCUGACACUCACCCGACCAGAUCUGCAGUAUGCUUUUCAGCAGGUGUGUCUCCACAUGCACGCCCCUCGUGACUCCCAUAGGACACUCGUGAAAUGGAUUCUCCGAUACAUCCGUGGCACAAUGUCUCUUGGACUCACUCUCACGGCGUCCACCUCUCUGGAUAACGUGGCCUAUUCUGCUGAUUGGGCUGGCUGCCCUGACACACGUCGCUCCACUUCUGGAUACUGCGUCUACCUUGGUACCUCCCUCGUCUCGUGGUCGUCCAAGCGACAACCCACAGUUUCGCGCUGCAGCGCGGAGGCCGAGUACCGAGCAGUGGCUAACGCAGCCGCCGAGUGCACCUGGCUAUGA
Molecule: messenger RNA, 492 nt
Organism: Aegilops tauschii subsp. strangulata
Lineage: Eukaryota; Viridiplantae; Streptophyta; Magnoliopsida; Poales; Poaceae
Source: RefSeq, a predicted model, not a curated record